GGCGGCGGCCGCGGGGGCCCGGAGCUGAGAGGCGCUGCCGCUCGGACCGGCGCGGUUAUAUUUCACACUAUGUGCUGACUGUAUUUACAGAAGAUAUUUAAAAAACAAACAAACUUUUUUUUGAAAGAUUUUGAUUCCAGUGGAAUCUGUGCUUUAGAUUUUUGUGUUGUGAAUCGUAAUUACUUAAGCAAUGCCUGUACAAGCUCCGCAAUGGACGGAUUUCCUCUCCUGCCUUUGCACUCAGACAUUCGACGAAACGAUUCGAAAGCCUAUCAGCCUCGGCUGCGGCCACACUGUCUGCAAGAUGUGCCUGAACAAGCUUCACCGCAAGGCGUGCCUCGACCAGACCACUAUUAACACCGACAUAGAGCUCCUGCCUGUGAACUCGGCCUUGCUGCAGUUAGUGGGUGCUCAGGUCCCUGAGCAGCAACCCAUUACUUUGUGUAGUGGGGUAGAAGAUACAAAACAUUAUGAAGAAGCGAAGAAAUGUGUAGAGGAAUUAGCAUUAUAUUUGAAACCACUCAGCAGUGCAAGAGGAGUAGGUCUGAACAGCACCACUCAGAGUGUUCUGAGCCGCCCGAUGCAGAGGAAAUUGGUGACGUUAGUCCACUGCCAACUAGUGGAAGAAGAAGGUCGGAUUCGUGCCAUGAGGGCAGCUCGAUCUUUGGGUGAACGAACUGUCACAGAACUAAUCCUCCAGCACCAGAAUCCUCAACAACUUUCCUCAAAUCUUUGGGCAGCAGUCAGGGCCAGGGGCUGCCAGUUCCUUGGACCAGCAAUGCAGGAAGAAGCCCUGAAGCUGGUCCUGUUAGCCUUAGAAGAUGGAUCUGCUUUGUCUCGGAAAGUCUUAGUUCUAUUUGUGGUGCAAAGAUUGGAGCCACGAUUUCCUCAGGCCUCAAAAACCAGCAUUGGACAUGUUGUUCAGCUAUUGUACAGAGCCUCCUGUUUCAAGGUGACAAAACGUGAUGAAGAUUCCUCCUUAAUGCAAUUGAAGGAGGAGUUUAGGACAUAUGAAGCUCUUCGUCGGGAACAUGACUCCCAGAUAGUGCAGAUUGCCAUGGAGGCAGGCUUGCGCAUUGCCCCAGACCAGUGGUCUUCUCUUCUUUAUGGAGACCAGUCACACAAAUCUCACAUGCAGUCCAUUAUUGACAAGUUGCAGACCCCAGCCUCAUUUGCACAGAGUGUUCAGGAACUAACCAUUGCUCUUCAGAGGACUGGUGACCCUGCAAACCUGAACCGCCUGCGACCUCAUCUGGAGCUCUUAGCAAAUAUUGACCCGAGUCCAGAUGCUCCUCCUCCAACCUGGGAACAGCUAGAAAAUGGGUUGGUCGCUGUUCGUACAGUGGUACAUGGACUCGUUGAUUAUAUUCAGAAUCACAGCAAGAAAGGAACAGACCAGCAGCAGCCUCCUCAGCAUAGCAAGUAUAAAACUUACAUGUGUCGCGACAUGAAGCAGAGAGGAGGGUGCCCUCGGGGGGCCAGCUGCACAUUUGCACACUCCCAGGAUGAAUUGGAGAAAUUUCGUAAAAUGAACAAACGCCUGGUUCCCAGAAGACCCCUGAGUGCCUCCUUAGGCCAGCUCAAUGAAGUGGGCCUACCUUCAGCAGCUAUCCUUUCAGAAGAAGGGGCAGUGGACCUGCCCAGCAGAAAGCCUACUGCCCUUCCCAAUGGGAUUGUGUCAGCAGGGACCACAGUGACCCAGCUGAUCCCCCGAGGGACAGACUCCAGCUACGAUUCUGCUCUAAAGCCAGGGAAGAUUGACCACCUGAGCAGCAGUGCUCCUGGAUCCCCUCCUGACUUGCUGGAACCUGGACCCAAGAACAUUUCUGCCUUACCUGUAACUCCCCACCCUGUACCCCCUAGGGGACCGACAGAUCUGCCUUCCAUGCCAGUUACCAAACCUCUUCCCAUGGUACCACGAGCUUCCCAGCUCUACUCAGCACAGCAAGCAGAUGUAUUUUAUCAGGAUCCUCGAGGGGCUGCUCCACCUUUUGAGCCAGCACCUUAUCCACCAGGGAUGUACUAUACUCCAACCCCACCGUGUGUCUCCCGCUUUGUCCGACCUCCACCGUCUGCUCCUGAACCUGGUCCUGCGUACUUGGAUCAUUACCCACCCUACCUCCAGGAUCGCGUAGUAAAUUCUCAGUAUGGGACUCAGCCACAACAGUACCCACCCAUAUACCCACCUCAUUUUGAAGGACGACGUGUGUACCCUGCUCAGUCUUAUCCUCGAGAGGAGAUUUUCCAGGAAAGCCCAGUACCUAUUGAGAUUCCACCUGCAGCUGUAUCACCUUAUGUACCAGAGCCCAGAGAGAGAUACCAGCAAAUAGAGGGUUACUAUCCAGUGGGUCCACACCCAAGCCACAUAAGACCUCCAUAUAUCAGAGAGCCUUACAGCAGACUACCACCUCCCCCCCAGGCUCACCCUAGUCUAGAUGAGCUACAUCGACGACGGAAGGAAAUUAUGGCCCAACUAGAAGAGAGAAAAGUCAUCUCCCCACCUCCUUUUGCACCUUCACCAACCUUGCCCCACUCAUUCCAUCCAGAGGAAUAUUUGGAUGAUGACCUGAAAGUCGCUGGGAAAUACAAAGGGAAUGACUACAGCCAGUACUCCCCAUGGUCAUGUGACACCAUUGGCUCCUACAUUGGGACCAAAGAUGCAAAACCCAAAGACGCUGUUGCAGCUGGCACUGUGGAGAUGACGAAUGUGGACAGUAAAAGCGUGAGAGACCAGCGACUAGAGCUUCAGCGAAGGGUGGCAGAAACCAGUGAUGAUGACCUCAUUCCCUUUGGUGACCGGCCCACAGUAUCUCGGUUUGGCGCCAUAUCUAGAACGUCUAAGACCAUGUACCAGAGCUCUGGCCCAAUGCAGGCUCUGGCAGCUCAGGGGGCUUCCACCAAAUCAAUCAGCAUUUCUGAUUACAGUCCAUACGGAGCUCAUGGUGGCUGGGGAGGUUCUCCAUAUUCCCCUCACCAAACUAUGCCUUCUCAGGGACACUUCACUGAAAGGGAGAGAUUGUCCAUGUCAGAAGUGGCCACUCAUGGGAAGCCCUUACCGUCUGCUGAGAGAGAACAGCUGAGACUAGAGCUGCAACAUUUGAACCACCAAAUUAACCACCACACCCAGCUUCGAGGACUUGAGGCUGUUAGUAACAGGCUGCUGUUGCAGAGGGAGACAAGCACUCUGGCAGGCCAGCCCCCUCCCCAACCUCCACCACCCCUCACCAAGUGGCCAGGAAUGGUCUCAAGUGAGCAGUUGAGCUUGGAACUACACCAGGUGGAGCUGGAAAUUGGGAAGAGAACUCGGGAGCUGAGCAUGGAGAACCAAUCUUCUCUGGACAUGAAAAACAAAUUGGGUCCCAGUAAGCAAGCAGAAAAUGGACAAGCAGAACCACAAAACAAAGUUCCAACUGAGGACCUUGCGUUGACAUUCAGCAGCGAGGUGCCGAAUGGAUCAACCUUAUCACAAGAGAACAUCAGCCUCCUGUCAAACAAGACCUCUUCUCUGACCCUGGCUGAGGAUCCUGAGGGAGGAGGAGAUAACAAUGACUCUCAGAGGACAGGAGUCACACCCAGCUCUGCUCCCUAACAUGAGAGAAGAGCUACUUUCUUCUUUUCUCAUUCAGUUUGUGGAGUAGAAGGGCGGGAGUGGUGUUCUUAACUUCCAGACCUUCUGUUUGAAGGGUAGCCAGAAAAACCCAGAAACAGCAGCAGGUUCGGAGACAAUGUGCACAAACACCACUACUGAAAACCUGCACAUAGUUCAGAUUAAUGCGUUUUUUAAUUAAAAAAAAAAUGAAAAUUAGCAGUAUCUGCAAGCAAUUCAGAUUAAAUUUGUUUUUGUUCUGUGAAUGAACUUUAUUUUAAUAACUUUGGACGCCUUGGAUCCAGGGCUUUAAAAAAAAGAAGAAGAAGAUAUUAUAUAUAUACUCUGUUUGAUUAAUUGUAUGAUCUUAAUGAAGUAGGUUUUUCUUUUAUUUUGGUAUUAUUACAUACCCAGUGUACACUUCUUACCCACAUCCUUCUCUGACUUGCCUCUCCCCUCUCUCUCCCCCCACACACACACACACACACACACACACACACACACGCACACUUCCCACAAACAAAAACCCAAACAAAAAAGCACCUGGACUCCUUGUGUGGAUUUAAAGGUGCUUCAGAGGCAAAAAAAAAUCAGCUACUGACUGUAAUGUCAGAAAAUGUGCAGUAAACUUUCAUCCUUUGCAAAGUGGGUUGUGAGUUUUAAUGGCUAAACACCUUGCCUUUUUGUAUCUGUAUUUCAGACCAUUUCAUGUAAGCAAGUCUUAGGGUUUUUAUCCCCAGAAGUGAUCUAUCAUUUGCAGAUUGAAUAGCCUUAUCAUUGCUAUUACCAGUACCAACUUUCUGAUAUUGUUUCACCUUCUCAAACACUUAGCGAAGUUAUGAUGAAAGUCAGUUAAUUGUAGCUUAGCACUGCAAGCACAGAAUAUGCUGACUUUUCUUUAGUGAACCAGAUUAGAGAUUCUUGUUGCAAAUAUUGAGAUAGUGCCUAGAGAUUUGGAGCUCCAUCAUUGGCUUCUGAACUCCAAUUGAAAUCAUGGUAUAUAGAAUGUAUUACUUCAUCUUAUCUGAAAGUGAAUUUAACAUUUACUUCCCCGUUACAUAUCUUGGCUGUUUGUUUUAUUUUUUCUUUAUGUGCUAAGAACACAGCACUGGAAACACUGAAAGGAUGAAAGAAAGCCAGCUGCCUGGCAUUUGGCUACACUCUGAAUGGCUAGUCAUCUGUUCUUCUGAUGAGUUAGCAGAAGGAAGUGGUUAGUACCUGAAAAUCAGGUUUAGUGGACCUUCACUGACCAUCAUUUUAAAAAUUACUCUUCACUUAGCCAUUGAAAGGAAUGAAGAAUUUUUCUUGCCAGGCACUUAAAAGAACAUUUAGUUGUCACUGCACAUAUUCUGAUAUUUUAUGUCUACCCUGCGUCGAAAGCCUCUAAAUCUGAUGUUCAAUGGGGAUCAAUUGAUGUAAGUCACUCUUCCUGCCUAUUACCCUUUCUUGGCCUGAUUGUUCUGUUUCCUUUUCUGUAUUAGACUACUAAAUCAGAAAGCACUGGUUAUGUAAUAAGUUACUGCAUUGCUUUGGUUGGGUAAAAGCAAGAGUUAAUAUUUUUCUUGUUUACUUUUUUUUCUUAACCCUUAACUCCUGCUAAGGUCAUAGCAACCUUGGGCUAAGCUUUUUGUCCAUCAUACUGUUAA
Messenger RNA from Dromiciops gliroides (monito del monte), 5232 nucleotides. RefSeq names its product ring finger and CCCH-type domains 1 (gene RC3H1). Lineage: Eukaryota; Metazoa; Chordata; Mammalia; Microbiotheria; Microbiotheriidae. The record is from RefSeq and is a predicted model, not a curated record. Gene Ontology annotation, molecular function: metal ion binding.